This is a messenger RNA of Otolemur garnettii (small-eared galago), 1165 nucleotides long. It is a transcript of the gene METRN, whose product is annotated as meteorin, glial cell differentiation regulator. NCBI's taxonomy places the organism in Eukaryota, Metazoa, Chordata, Mammalia, Primates, Galagidae. The record is from RefSeq and is a predicted model, not a curated record. The transcript is spliced from 4 exons. Gene Ontology annotation, biological process: glial cell differentiation; positive regulation of axonogenesis. Gene Ontology annotation, molecular function: hormone activity. Bases 153 to 1025 code for a protein of 290 amino acids.
CCGGCGCGAGGCUGUGCUGCUGGCUGAGUGGCCGUGGGCGGUGGGGGCGACGCCGGGGCCGGCGGCCGCCGCCCCCGACCCGGUCCCCGCCGGGGCAUUGAUUGAGACCCCAGACCCCAGACCCCAGACAGCCCGGCCAGUCCUUGUGCGCCAUGCCGUCCCCGGCGCUGCUAUGCGCGCUCUGCUGUGGCCUCCUGGCCGCAGCCCGCGCUGGCUACUCCGGGGACCGCUGCAGUUGGAGGGGCAGCGGCCUGACCCUGGAACCCGGCAGCGUGGGGCAGCUAGCCCUGGCCUGUGCAGAGGGAGCGAUCGAGUGGCUGUACCCGGCCGGGGCACUGCGCCUGACCCUGGGCGGCCACGACCCCGGCGCGCGGCCCAGCAUCGCUUGCCUGCGGCCGGCACGGCCCUUCACGGGCGUUCAGGUCUUCGCAGAGCGGGCGCGUGGCUCCCUGGAGCUGAUGCUGGCGGAGGGCCCAGGCCCGGCAGGAGGCCGCUGCGUGCGCUGGGGUCCCGGCGAGCGCCGGGCCCUCUUUCUGCAGGCCACGCCACACCCGGACAUCAGCCGCCGGGUGGCCGCCUUCCGCUUUGAGCUGCGCGAGGACGGGCGACCAGAGCUGCCUCCACAGGCCCAUGGUCUUGGUGUGGACGGUGGCUGCAGACCCUGCAGCAAUGCUGAGCUCCUCCUGGCUGCAUGCACCAGCGACUUUGUAAUUCAUGGGACCAUCCAUGGGGUCACCCACGACAUGGAGCUGCAGGAGUCUGUCAUCACUGUGGUGGCUUCCCGUGUCCUCCGCCAGACAUUGCCACUGUUCCAGGCAGGGGGCUCUGGGGACAAGGGGCAGGCUUCCAUUCGCACCCCCCUACGCUGUGGUGUCCACCCUGGCCCGGGCACCUUCCUCUUUAUGGGCUGGAGCCACUUUGGUGAGGCCUGGCUGGGCUGUGCCCCCCGAUUCCAGGAGUUUAGCCGUGCCUAUGCAGCUGCCCACGAGGCCCACCUCCACCCCUGUGAGGUGGCCCUGCACUGAGGGGCCUGGGAAUAGCCAUCAGCUGGAUCCUCCUCUGGAUGGGAUGCUGGGAGGGAGGGAAGGUGGGGAGGGCAUCACAGUACUCACUGCUGAGGUGAUGGGAUAAUCAAUAAGAACUUUGAUUACAUUAGUGGCACGGA